Molecule: messenger RNA, 1961 nt
Organism: Chanos chanos (milkfish)
Lineage: Eukaryota; Metazoa; Chordata; Actinopteri; Gonorynchiformes; Chanidae
Gene: smim29
Product: small integral membrane protein 29
Exons: 5
Coding region: 274-582 (102 amino acids)
Source: RefSeq, a predicted model, not a curated record
GAUGUUUUCCUUCCCAGGUUCUUAGGCAGUGAAAAACCGUGUGACAGCAGGCAUUGCCAACGUUGAUUUCGGUCGUCUGUUAUUUUACUGUUCCUGGAAAUGGCUGAACUCUCGCUCAUUAGGGAGCGAGCUAAGAGCAUGUGCAUGUCACAUGAAUGCUGAGGAUGAGGCGUAAACAUCAGGGCAGGAACCUGAGCAACUUACGGCCGACCAAACGCUCCGAAAGAGCUGGGGUGAGGGGUUAUCCCCUGACCCUGAUUCCGCCUUGCCGUCAUGAACUCGACUACGCAACCUCCUGGCACGGUAAAUGGAGACGUGGUGGUUGGCUACGUACUGGUGCCCUUUUUCUUCAUCACCUUCGUCGGCAUCGUAGCGGCUGUGGUGAUGUACAUUCGAAAGAAGAAAAGAAUUGACAGGCUGCGGCACCAGUUACUUCCUGUUUACUCAUAUGACCCGUCAGAGGAAGUGAAUGAAGCAGAACAGGAAAUGCUCUGGAGGGAGGAAGAUACUAAGGUUGUGCAAGGCUGGAUGAGGACGUAUCAGCAACAUCGCCCCCUCCUGGCUAAAGAUGUAAAUGCAUGAGAGUUCAGAAGGGGUGCCUGCUCCACUGGGCAUAUCAAUGUAUAUCUGGUUUUACCUGUGCUUAUCUGAAAGACAUCAAGUCCCAUUAUUCUAAACUGAUCACCAUGGUAACGACUGAAGUGAAGCAGAAAAAAAAGGAAGGAGCUGAGAAUCCACGCUGAGAAUCUACUGUGGAGGAAGCUGAUUUGGAUCCCAGAGUCCUCCUGUCUUUAAGCUAUACUGCUCCUAGUCUGGGUCUCAAUGUUGCAAUGAAUGCAAUGUUGCAUAUAGGCUCUUCUGUUACAAUUCUUAUUUAUUAUUGUGCAUUUCAGGUUAAUUUGUUGUGUGGAAUGCCACUGGAUCAGGGGUUUCCCUGAAAGAAAAAACAGCUCUGUAGCUCUGAAUCUCAACAAAACAAAUGUGACAUUUAAUGGCUAUAUAAGCAGCGUAUCACUGUAUAACUGUAAGACGACAUCCCGUCCCACUAAAGAUGCCCAUCUCUCUCCUGAACCAGAGCCCAUUUCUACUAUUACUCUGUAUUCCUGUAGUGACUUUCUUUCCACGCCCUGAGUUGAAUAUCUGUUGAUGUUUAAAUUAUUUGUCAGAUUCAAAAUUAAUCCAGGAGGCCUCACUGAGCCUCAGUGUAACUAGAUGUUGGAUUGGAGAGAAUGGGCUGGGAGAGUAGGGAGGGGCUUGUUAGGGAACAUCUGAAAAUUUCCCUACAGCAUAAGAGGAGGUGAGUUGUUGUGUUAAAAAUGUUCUGCUUUGUGGUUUGGGAGUGUGGGUUGCCCUUGGGAAGCUGGUAACCAUUGAAAGACAUGCCGGGGUGUUAUGCAGGAAACGGCUCCUCCACAAAAAAAAGUGACUCACCUUGUUCAAAGCAUGCACCCUGUCAUGCUGGCCUACUGAGGAGCAAAGCCAGGAGAAUGAGUAAGACAAGUCAGACAUGGAUUUUUAUCCGGUCCAGAUCAGAGAACAGAGGGAAUUUGUUUGAACAUGACUUUUUCUUCAGUGGGCUGUUUUUCAACACAUCUGACGCUUCACACACUGGAAGUAACCCCUGCAGCACCUCCUGCUGGAAGGAUUGGUGCCAAACCGAAAAUGAGAAUCAAGUUUGCUUACUUGAGCAUGUUGAAACAUUCUACUGGUACGUCACACAUGUUGAAGUUGGAUACACUGUGGUUUUUUGAAAAUUACAAUGAAUUGCAGGAUAUUACUGUUUGAGUUCAUGCACUGAGAGAUUAGAGGUUUCAUGCCUUAAUCAUGAUUGAGCCUUGAUUUUUUUUUUUUUUUAAUUGACAGUGUUGGCCAAAGAGGUAUGAGUCAAACCAAGGUAUAAAUAAAUGUCCUUGCUACCUUAUUAUUUUACUGCAGCUCAUUAAAGGUCAUUUUAAUGUUAA